Messenger RNA from Colletotrichum phormii, 2442 nucleotides. RefSeq lists its product as uncharacterized. The coding region runs from base 415 to 1959 and encodes 514 amino acids. Gene Ontology annotation, molecular function: transcription cis-regulatory region binding; DNA-binding transcription activator activity, RNA polymerase II-specific. The transcript has 3 exons. The record is from RefSeq and is a predicted model, not a curated record. Gene Ontology annotation, biological process: regulation of DNA-templated transcription. Lineage: Eukaryota; Fungi; Ascomycota; Sordariomycetes; Glomerellales; Glomerellaceae. Gene Ontology annotation, cellular component: RNA polymerase II transcription regulator complex.
GAAUGAGGGUCUCCCCCCCCCCCCCCCGGGCGGCGGGCAGAAGAAAAGAAAAAGGCGCCCAUGGGAAUUUGGAAUUCGCCCAUAUUUAAGGCCGGCGAAAUCCCCUCACGACGGUCCGCUUAUCAUAGUUUCGAAACUCCGCUCCGAACGGGGAGACACUUCCACCUUACCUGAAAACAAACAAAAAAACGUGACGACACUUUUGUGAGCGAUCAAUCGAAACUCAUCGACGCCAAUCAACAUCCCCGCGCAACUCAUCUCAUCAUCCAACUAACCUCACGCACUCACUAUUGCACUCACAUUUCACCACUCACCACUCACCACAGGACACCGACACCCCCACCCAUCGUCGGCGGUGAAGCGCAACGCCAGCUUGCGUGUCCAUCUCAAUUGAAAUCACGCCGUGUCGCGGUAAUGGCGGAUAACCAGGUGCGGCUGCAGAACGAGGCUUCGGUGAGGGCGGGGGAGGGGCAGCAGCAGCAGCAGCAGCAACAACGGCAGCAAUAUGACAGGUCAACGAGCGGCGACAGUCGAGCCGGCUUCGAGGAGUACUGGAGGGAAGAGAAGGAGAGCGAGAGGGCUGGGAAGGUACAGUUCGUGAACGAGGGGCCGCCCCAUCAUCAUCUUCAAUCAUCGUCGUCGCCGUUGGAUCACCAAUCGCAGCUGCUUUCGGGGGGAGGAGGAGGUGAUCAGGAACGGCAGGGUUCUUCAGAGUCAACAACACCCGGCCUCACGCCCGCAGAAAAGGCCAAGCUCCGCCGUCAGCAGGUCCGCAAGGCCCAAAUCCAGCACCGCACCCGCAAGGCGAACUACAUCAAGCAGCUCGAGCUCGACGUCUGCAAGUUUCGAAAUAUGAUCGCCGCUGCCGAGAAGGAGGUCCUCGCCUUCCGCCGCGAAAACGAGGGCAUGAGGGGCGCCCUCACCGCGCGGGGGUUCGCGGUACCCCCCGAAGGACCAAAGGGGCAAAGCUACGUCAUCGACGAGGUGCAAAUUCGCGGGUCGCAGGAGCCCGUGGCGGUGCCGGCGGAGAGGGAAGAAGUCCCGAUGGCACCGGCGGUGGUCCAGCAGCAGCAGCAACAGCAAGAAUUACCUCCCAUCCCGGCACAACGACAACUUUCCCAACAGUCAGAGGACCAAGCGCAGUACCCAGCGAGUGCUCCCGCGGAAGAAUCCCAGGUGGCGGCAUAUCAACCUCAGACCCUGGACUACGACCCAUACCCGCCGGUCGACCUCUUCGCGGACGUCAACAUGGGCGAGGUCACAGUCACGAUGCGCAAGGACGACGCCCUCGGCACGCCGUGCUUCCAGAUCUCGUCGCCGUCGGCCGCGGUCGCGUAUACCCAGUCACAACCGCCGUCACCAGAUCAGUUGUCUGCGGAAGAGGAGAUCAUUGCCAUCAACCUCAUUCUCGCCAUGGAACACAUCUGCUGGAACCACUUCCACCCCCGCCAAUUCCCGACCCACGGCGACACCUGCAAAGCCGCCUCAGGCCACACAAUGAUGGCCUCGACCCUCUGCAUGUCCUCCGCCCCAGCCCGCGUCUACCGCACCAUCCGCCGCGGUGAUGCUGAGACCGUCGCGCACACCUGGCAAGCCGACACGGGCGCCGGCUCCUCCCUUUCCUUGAAAUCGUUGCUGGCCCUCGCCAAGACGCUGAACCCGGGCGACAUCGAGCUCACGCCUGUGCAGGCGUGGUUCGAGCUCGCGGCGCGGUACGGGGCUGCGGCGCUGAUGCGGGGCAAUGUGAUUGAGGCGUUGAAGAGGGAGUUUUGCGGGGUGGUGGAUUGUAUUCACUUUGGGGCGAUUAUUGAGAGGGAUGCGUUUGAGAGUGUUGUGGCGAGGGUUAUGGAGCAGGUUGGGGUUCCGGAGCUGGAGUGGGAGAUGGAUGUUGAUGAGGGGGUUGGGGCGGGAGUGGGAGCUGGGGGUAUGGUGUAUGGUGCGCAGCAGAUUACCGCUUGAAGCGAGGGUUGAUGAGAGAGUGAAAGAGAAGGGGGGGGGGUCUCCAUGACGAAGCAUUCUUGCAAGGGGGUGGAAGCGCUGCCUGGUUUGGAUUGCAUAUCGUCUACCACGCCAAGGCGAAUGAUGAAUUUACGACGUUUUUACGACUUUACAAAAGGGGGAAGGAGAAUAGGAUUUAGGCCGCAUAUUUUGCAUCUCUAGACUGAAGACCAUGGGAUGAGAGAGACGGAUACACUUUGUACAGAGAGAGCAAGGUCCCCAAGAAAGAAAGGGGUGACUUCUACAAAGAUACACAUCAAUUGAGAGAGUACUUCAGCUCACGACCUUCAAUUGAGAUCUUGGUCUUUAUUAUAUUGAUCAAGAGCCUCAUGCAGCUACCAGUCGGCGAUAGGAAACGGAGCUAGCAAGCUCAAGCAUACAACCCACUCGGACUGAGCCCCCGAGAGGUAAGAUGAAAAAAAAAGAAAAGACAAAGUCUCUGAC